AUGGCGCACUCCCCUGUGCAGGCUUCCAUACCAGGGAUGCAGAAUUUAAAGGCUGAUCCUGAGGAGCUAUUUACAAAGAUGGAGAGGAUUGGCAAGGGCUCCUUUGGAGAAGUCUUUAAAGGCAUUGACAAUCGAACUCAGAAAGUUGUGGCUAUUAAAAUCAUUGAUCUGGAAGAAGCAGAAGAUGAAAUUGAGGAUAUUCAACAGGAAAUUACAGUUCUCAGUCAGUGCGACAGCCCCUUCAUCACCAAGUAUUAUGGAUCUUAUUUAAAGGGGACAAAGUUAUGGAUUAUUAUGGAGUAUUUGGGAGGAGGAUCAGCUCUGGACUUGUUGGAACCAGGACCUCUUGACGAGGCACAGAUCGCAACCAUUCUGAGGGAGAUCCUGAAGGGGCUGGAGUACCUGCACUCUGAAAAGAAGAUUCACAGAGAUAUUAAAGCGGCCAAUGUACUGUUAUCUGAACAAGGAGAGGUGAAGCUGGCUGACUUCGGCGUCGCGGGUCAGCUCACGGACACUCAGAUAAAGAGGAACACCUUUGUGGGCACUCCCUUCUGGAUGGCACCUGAAGUCAUUAAACAAUCUGCAUAUGACUCAAAGGCUGAUAUCUGGUCUUUAGGAAUCACUGCAAUUGAGCUGGCUAAAGGAGAGCCGCCACACUCCGAACUUCACCCCAUGAAGGUUCUCUUCCUGAUCCCAAAGAACAAUCCUCCCACACUGGAAGGAAACUACACAAAGCCUCUAAAAGAAUUCAUAGAUGGCUGUUUAAACAAGGAACCCAGCUUUAGGCCGACAGCCAAAGAACUGCUAAAGCACAAGUUUAUUGUAAGGCAUUCCAAAAAGACGUCCUAUCUGACAGAGCUGAUCGACCGAUACAAGAGGUGGAAGGCGGAACAGUCUCGAGACGAGUCCAGCUCUGACGAGGAAGCAGACACUGGGGACCCUAGGAAUGAAGACCAAGACGACUGGUUUUGGGGCACAAUCAGUCCUGGCCGUGCUCCAAAUGGAGACGGACCGCCGCCGCCAUCUGAGGCUGAAGAGAGCCAGGUCCCAGAGGAUCCACCAGUGCCUCUGUCCCAGAGUUUAGAAGAUAUCUUCACUCCACUUUUUUCAGAGUUGAAACAAAAAGGUGAGACGAGCAAUGGCAAACCCGAAGUUGCAGAGAAGCUGCGAGAGGCUCUGUUUGUGGCGGAGGAGACGCACCCUGGCAUCUGCGACUCGCUGAUCGUGGAGUUGGUGCAAAGGCUGCAGAGAUUUUCAGUUCUUCAGACUUCACCCACACACUAG
Molecule: messenger RNA, 1284 nt
Organism: Knipowitschia caucasica
Lineage: Eukaryota; Metazoa; Chordata; Actinopteri; Gobiiformes; Gobiidae
Source: the annotation of a GenBank genome assembly